GGUGUGAAAUUUCAAAAGCAGCAAGCGUAUGUUUUGAUGUGGAGCAUGAGGGCAAGGAAUGCUCAAAUUCAAGCUCUGAAUUUCGUUGGGAGAUCUCACCACAACAUUCUCACCCUCAUCACACCCGGAGCCUCAGCCACCCUCAUCGAAACACAACAAUCCCAUGCCCGCAUCGUCAAGACUGGUUUUUCCGGCGACACUCAUGUCGCCAACAAGCUCCUCUCACUCUACGCCCAUCACCACACCUUUGACGACGCAAAUCUCCUCCUUGACUCCCUUUCUGAACCCGACAUCUUCUCUUUCACUCCCCUCAUCUACGCUUCUUCAAAAUCCAGUCUUUUCGAUCAAACGCUGAGGAUAUUUUCCAGGUUGUUGGCUCAGCGCCUUGUUCCUGAUGCCCAUAUUCUCCCCAGUGUCAUCAGGGCCUGUGCGGGACUAUCCGCGCGGAAUGCUGGGCAACAAGUCCAUGGCUAUGUUUUAACUUCUGGGCUUGCAUUGGAUUCUUUCGUCCACUCCUCUCUUGUUCAUAUGUAUGUGAAGUGCAACAACUUGAAAGAUGCGCAUAAAGUAUUCGACACAAUGCCCAGCCCGGAUGUGGUUUCUUGGAGUGCUUUGGCAGCAGGUUAUGCCAAAAACGGGGACGUGGUUAACGCUGGUAAAGUGUUUAGCCAGGCGGGGCGAUUGGGGAUUGAGCGGAAUUCUGUUUCGUGGAAUGGUGUGAUUGCGGGGUUUAAUCAGAGCGGGUCUUUCUUGGAAGCAGUUUCAGUGUUUCAGGAGAUGCAUUGUAGAGGUUUCGUAGCCGAUGGAACAAGCAUUUCUAGUGUUCUUCCAGCUAUUGGUGACUUGGGGGAUCUUAGCAUGGGCAUUCAAGUACAUGGUUGUGUGAUCAAGUUAGGUUUCAAAUCAGAUAUAUGUAUAAUCAGUUCUCUUAUAGACAUGUAUGGGAAGUGUAGUUGUGCACUAGAGAUGUCGAAGGUGUUCGAGGAAAUAGAUCAAAAGGACGUGGGCACUUGCAACGCGAUGGUUGCAGGGCUUUCCCGGAAUGGUCUUGUGGACGAUGCUUUCAAGGUUUUUAAGCAGUGUAGGGAUGAGGGAAUGGAAUUGAACGUCGUUUCGUGGACUUCCAUGAUUGCUUCUUGCUCACAACACGGUAAAGAUGUCGAGGCUUUAGAGCUUUUCAGAGAAAUGCAGAGAGUUGGAAUGGAACCAAACUGUGUAACUAUCCCCUGCUUGCUCCCAGCUUGUGGCAACAUAGCAGCAUUGAUGCAUGGCAAAGCAGCACAUUGCUUCUCCCUUAAACGCGGAUUUGCAGACGAUGUCUAUGUAGCGAGCGCAUUAGUUGAUAUGUAUGCUAAUUGUGGAAGGGUUGAUCUAUCUCGCCUUACUUUCGACAGGAUGCCUACCCGCAAUCUGGUUUCUUGGAAUGCCCUAAUCGGUGGAUAUGCAAUGCAUGGGAAGGCCACAGAAGCGAUCGAGAUCCUUCAUCUGAUGCAAAGCAGUGGACACAAACCUGAUGCGAUUAGUUUCACUAGCAUUUUAUCCGCGUGUAGCCAAGUUGGCCUUAGCGACGAAGGGCAACAUUACUUUGACAUUAUGUCUAAGGAUCACAGAAUCGAAGCCAGACUAGAGCAUUAUGCUUGUAUGGUGAGCCUUCUUGGUCGCGCAGGAAAGCUUGAAGAAGCCUACUCCCUUGUCAAGAAAAUGCCAUUUGAACCAGAUGCUUGUGUCUGGGGAGCAUUAUUGAGUUCUUGUAAAAUCCAUCACAAUUUGAGUUUGGGUGAGGUGGCUGCUAAGAAACUGUUCCAACUUGAACCAACAAAUCCUGGGAACUACAUUCUCUUGUCCAAUAUUUACGCUUCUAAUCGGAGAUGGAAUGAAGUGGACAGAAUCAGGGAUACGAUGAAACAGAUGGGUUUGAGGAAAAAUCCUGGAUGCAGUUGGAUUGAACUUAAGAACAAAGUGCACAUGCUUUUAGCAGGGGAGAAAUCACAUCCCCAGAUGGGCCAAAUCAUGAUAAAGUUAGGCAAGCUGAGCUUGGAAAUGAAGAAGUCAGGUGUUUUGCCCAACACUGAUUUUGUGCUGCAAGAUGUGGAAGAAGAAGAGGAACACAUUUUGUGUGGACACAGUGAGAAGUUGGCUGUAGUUCUUGGAAUUUUGAACACCAGCAGAGGGUCUCCUCUCAGAGUCAUAAAGAAUCUUAGAAUCUGUGGGGACUGCCAUUCCUUCAUGAAAUUCACAUCAAGCUUUGAAGGCAGAGAGAUUUUUGUCAGAGACACAAACCGUUUCCAUCACUUCAAGGAUGGUGCAUGUUCUUGUAUGGAUUAUUGGUGAUUGGAUUCUGUUGUUUACAGAAUUAUCUGUUGCUGGAGACAUUCAAGAUGGAUCAGUGACUGAAUAGGAGUGAUACUUGUCUCCAUUAAUGGCCACACCAUUCACAAGGUUAUCAAUUUUCCAUUAUUCGGAGCAACCCUAAGCAACUUGGUCAGAAUGUUGAUUUGGUAAUCACGUGAUUAUAAGUUCGAGUUCGACUUUUAAAAGUGGUUUAUUGACAUUCUUGGUCUGAGA
Molecule: messenger RNA, 2565 nt
Organism: Ipomoea triloba (trilobed morning glory)
Lineage: Eukaryota; Viridiplantae; Streptophyta; Magnoliopsida; Solanales; Convolvulaceae
Product: pentatricopeptide repeat-containing protein At1g20230-like
Biological process (GO): RNA modification
Molecular function (GO): zinc ion binding; RNA binding; protein binding
Source: RefSeq, a predicted model, not a curated record